CUAAAUACAUAUACAAAUUAGUUAAUUAUAGGGUGGUUUUGGAGGAAUAACACUAUUCAUUGGGGAAAUCCAGUAAAGCUUCUUGCAGAUGACAUCUGAGCUGCAUCCUUAAGAGUUUCAGAAGUCAGGAGAAAGCUCACUCCAAGCACAGAAGAUGAUCAAUAUAAAGGAGGAAUGUGUGAGGAAUAGCAAGAAAUCCAGUUGGAAUGAAUUGCAGAAUGCAGGAAAGAGGAGAGACAUGUCCAGUGUGACUCUAAAGGAGAAGAAAGCAGAUUUGAAAAUAGAAUACUCAUGACCAUUAUAUGUCUACAUAAAUGAUAUUCUCAGGAAGACUUCCUUUUCUCUACCCUCCCAUUAACCUCUUUCCCUCCACCUUUCCAUCAACCUCCUUCCCUCCAUCUUCCAUCAACUUCCUCCCUUUCACCUUCCCAUCAAUCUCUUUCCCUCCACACUUCUCUCCACCCUCCCAUCUUCCCAUCAACCUCCUUCUCUCUGCCUGCACCCUAACUACAUCUUCCUUAGGCUAAGCUUCUCUCUUUGUACUAAAUUUAUCUUUCAGCUCCUCUUUUUUUGCUCAAGAGCUACUCACUGGGGAGAUGAGCAAACAAUGGACUGUUUUCACAGAGGGAUAACUUAGUCCGCCACAAGUAGAGACCUUCCAAAGAGCUGAUGCUAAUCCUGUUGGAGGCUUCUCAUACCUCCAUCCUGUCUCAUCUGGUCCUGUUCCUUUCAGAACUGAAUACAGCUCAGUUUUUGUUGCAUGGCGAGUUACUGCCUGUCCCUGGUUUAGAGAGCAGCAGGAUUCAUUCCCUUUUUGGGACACAGCAGCCACAGAAAGUUAAUGUUUGGAACCGAAAAGAAGGAAUAGCUUCAGGCAGAAAGCUGGAUUCAAUAAAAACUGAGACUUUUAGGGCCACUGUAACGGGAACUGAGGAGAAAACAGGUUAUCUCCUGCUGAAGCUUCUCCUGGGGCUUUGCUGUGGAAUCCUUCUUAGCUGAAGGACUUACAUGAGGUCUCCCUUUCCUGCUUUCCAUUUAUGGGGGCUCAUUUUCCUUUUGGUUGGGAUGCUAAUGGUGUCAUUUUUCAGUCCUGUCCAUCUCUUUGUGGCCCCAUUUAAGCUUUUCUUGGCAGAUAUUUGCCGUUUCCUUCUCCACCUUUCUGACAGAUGAGAAACCGAGGCACAAAAGGUGAUGUGACUUGCCCAGAGUAACCCAGCUAGUUAAGUGUCUGAGGUCAGAUCUGAAUUCAAGAAGAUGAGUCUUUCUAACCCAAGAUCCUGUCUAUUGUGCCACCCCACAAAAAAAGUGAACACAAAGGGAAGGGGGCACCUUGUGGCUUUGAUGAAAUCUGUGAAUCAUGUCAGAGUCAGUAACAUAGCCCGGGUCCCGGCUGCCUCCUGACAGCUUGUGGGGCCAUGUGGGAUGGGUUUGUGGCUCUGGGUGUUUGCUGACAGACCUGCUAAUUAAACACCAAAAGGCAGUGUGGCUCUGCCAGUAACUGAUGGCUGUGCCAAUGUUAUCAGCUGGGUUUUGUGUUUUCCCUACAACUGGCUGCCAGGAGCAUCCUAAUUAAAAAUAAACAGCCUUGUCAGGGUGGUCAUUUGAGUGCUUCCUUUUCCUCCUCUCCCUCCCUACCUGGGUUACCUAGGACUUUAGGAAAGGGGCCAGACUAAGUGACCUGGUAACCUUCAGCCAGCGCUGUUCCAAACUGGUCCCUGUUGGAUAGGGAGGCUGAACGACUGAUGUGAUUUACCUUGUUCUCUAAAAUCCUCUCUGAUUCAAAGAGGGAUCAGCUCAAGUGACGGGCGGAAAGGAGCAGAAUACUUGACGAAGGUCCAGGACUGUGAAGGGAAGGCUGCCUGUGACUUGUGGUUGAAUGGUUUUGUCCUCGGGGUCUCUGGAGUGAAGGGACAGCUAAAGAGCAGAGCCUCUCCUUGGAGGGGUUAGAAUUUCAUUGGAGAGUGGCCGGUCACAUGAGGACUUUUGGCUCCCACUCCAUGGCAAGCUGGACACAAGCAUGUCAGGACUGAGAGAGUUGAUCGUUACAGGCUUUGACUGGGGUGGAGGGGGGGGACAGUCCCACCCUGAUCCGGAGAAAGAGAGAGCUCUCAUAGCCCAAGGAGACAGCAGCAGCAGCAGCAGCAGCAGCAGCAGGAACAGCCGGGGACUAUGCAGCCUGGAAGGCAGCUCCCAGAAAACUUCUGAAGCUUUCUGUGAACCCUAGAGAAAGUGUGUGGUCUCUGGGCCAGAAAAUCGGAAGAUGCCUAAGGAAUGCAAUGCUUUUCAUACGCUCUCGGCGGCUUUGUGCUGCUUUUAUCACCGGAAGUCUGUCAUUGGAGUGAAGUUCUCCAAGGAGAGACACAUAAUGGACAGGAGCCCUGAGAAGCUGCUGAAGAAGGAACUGGAGGAGGAGCUGCAGCUCAGCGGCGAGGAUUUACGCAGCCACGCCUGGUAUCACGGGCGCAUUCCGCGACAGGUAUCAGAGAGUCUUGUGCAGCGAGAUGGAGACUUCUUGGUACGGGAUUCUCUCUCUAGUCCUGGAAACUUUGUCUUGACCUGUCAGUGGAAGAAUACAGCCCAACAUUUCAAGAUCAGCAAGACAGUUCUCCGUCUCAAUGAAGCUUACUGCCGUAUCCAGUAUCAGUUUGACCAGGAAAGUUUUGACACCAUCCCAGGUUUGGUCAGAUGCUACGUGGGGAAUCGUCGGCCAAUAUCCCAGCAGAGUGGGGCUAUUAUUUUCCAGCCCAUCAACAGGACUGUACCACUGAGAUGUCUGGAGGAGAGGUAUGGUACUUCUCCCACCCGGUCAAGGGAAUACAGCCUCUCAGAGGGAAAAAUGGAAACCACAAAAAGACUGAGCCUCAAUAUGUGCAAUGUGCCAUCUCGAGAACAGAGUUUGGCCAGAGGAAAUCUUCUAAGAAAUAAAGAAAAAAGUGGGAGCCAGCCUGCAUGCCUGGAUCACAUGCAGGAUAAAAGGUCCUUGUCCCUCAAGGCCCACCAGUCAGAAAGUUACCUGCCAAUUGGUUCUAAGCUGCCACUCCAGUCCUCUGGAGUAGACACAAGCCCCUGCCCAAAUUCCCCGGUGUUCAGGACAGGCAGUGAGCCGACACUCAGCCCCACGGUGGUGCGGAGGGUUUCCUUGGAAGCCCAGGUCCCCGGGGAAGCCCUGCGAGGAUCGGACAGCCAGCUGUACCCCAAACCUCCACCUAAGCCCAGUAAAGUGCCUUUCUUCAAGCCACCUCCGUCUCCUUCCACUUGGCACAACUUUGAGGCAAACUAUUGUGAACUCAACCCUGCCUUUCCCCCUGGCUUCUGUGGGACAAAGCAGGCUCUGUGUCCCCAGAGCGGCUGUGGGGAGCCCCCGAAGACCAGGGAGAACGGGGCCCUCUCGUUCCGAAACUCUGGCACCAACUAUCUGAUCCUGGACGACGACGCUCCGAGGCCUUCUCGGGCCCUCUUGGCUGCCCAGAUGGAGAAGGGACAGGAAGGUGGCGGGGUGUUUGUGACACCCUUUCUGGAGACAGUCUCUUCCUUCAGACCCAAUGACUUUGAAUCCAAACUCCUUCCUCCUGAAAACAAGCCUCUGGAAACAUCAAUGUUGAAACGAGCCAAGGAGUUGUUCACCAAUAAUGAUCCCAAGGUUAUCGCCAAGCACAUGCUGAAGAUGGACUGCAAGGUUGCUAGGAUACUAGAGGUCUCUGAAGAGAUGAAAAGGAUCAUGGGAGUAAGCUCGGGUCUGGAACUCAUUACCUUGCCUUAUGGACACCAACUGCGCCUGGAUAUCAUCGAAAGACACAACACCAUGGCCAUAGGCAUAGCGGUGGAUAUCCUCGGCUGCACGGGUAGUUUGGAGGAGAGAGCAGCAACCCUCCAUAAGAUCAUUCAGGUGGCUGUGGAAUUGAAGGACUCCAUGGGGGACUUGUAUGCGUUCUCCGCCAUCAUGAAAGCCUUGGAAAUGCCACAAAUUACAAGGUUAGAACAGACUUGGACUGCUUUACGACACCAGUACACCCAGACAGCAAUCCUGUACGAAAAGCAACUGAAACCUUUCAGCAAAACUUUACACGAAGGCAAAGAGACCAUAUGUGUUCCUCAAAACAAGGUAACAGUCCCACUGCUUAUGCCUCUGGUGACCUUGAUGGAGCGGCAGGUAGUCACUUUUGAAGGAACAGACAUGUGGGAAAAAAAUGAUCAAAGCUGUGAAAUCAUGCUGAGCCAUCUAGAAACAGCCCGAUUCAUAGCGCAGGCUGCAGACAUGUAUCGGGCAAAUGCAGAGAGUAUCCUCGAAGGUUUUCAGGCGGAUGAAGAGAUGAAUGAAAUCUUCAAGACUGAAUUUCAGAUGAGAUUGCUAUGGGGAAGCAAAGGAGCACAAGUCAAUCAAACUGAGAGAUAUGAGAAAUUCAACCAGAUUUUAACUGCACUCUCACGAAAAUUAGAACCUCCUCCUUUGAAGCAUGCAGAACUCUGAAGAGUCUUCAAAGAAUCAUAAGAUAUUAUUUCAACCUUACCCAAUUUUCUCUUUGGGAAAAUUUAUCAU
Sarcophilus harrisii (Tasmanian devil) is the source of this 4537-nucleotide messenger RNA. It is a transcript of the gene BCAR3, whose product is annotated as BCAR3 adaptor protein, NSP family member. The record is from RefSeq and is a predicted model, not a curated record. NCBI's taxonomy places the organism in Eukaryota, Metazoa, Chordata, Mammalia, Dasyuromorphia, Dasyuridae. The transcript is spliced from 10 exons. Gene Ontology annotation, biological process: small GTPase-mediated signal transduction; positive regulation of peptidyl-serine phosphorylation. Bases 2261 to 4468 code for a protein of 735 amino acids. Gene Ontology annotation, molecular function: guanyl-nucleotide exchange factor activity; phosphotyrosine residue binding.